AUGGCACCAAAAGCUAAGAAGCCAGCACGGCAGGACGAAAAGCUACAGGCGGUAGUAUUGACAGACUCGUUUGAGACUCGUUUUUCCCCAUUGACAACCACCAAACCAAGAUGUUUAUUGCCAUUGGUCAAUGUACCUUUGAUUGAGUACACCAUGGAGUUUCUUGCCAAUGCUGGUAUUUCAGAGAUUUUUCUUGUUUGUUCAGCACACGCUGAUCAAAUACAAGAGUAUAUUGAGAAAUCUAAAUGGAGUGCCACCGUCAUCUUGUCUUUGGAAUCACGAUCAAUUGGUGACGCCAUGAGAGAUAUCGAUAACCGAGGCUUGAUAACUGGUGAUUUCCUUUUAGUUACUGGUGACAUUGUUACAAAUAUUGAUUUCAAAAAGGUGUAUAAUUUCCACAAGACCAAAAAGGAGCAAGAUAAGGAUUACAUGAUGACAAUGCUCUUGACUCAUGCUUCACCAUUGCAUAGAACUAGAUCUCACAUGGAUCCGGCGGCAUUCGUUUUAGAUAAGAAAACAGACAAGUGUAUUUACUACCAAGACAUGUCCAAGUCGUCAAUCGAUAUUGAUCCGGAAUUGAUUGAGGAUGUGGACGAAUUUGUCGUUCGAAAUGAUUUGAUUGACUGCCACGUUGACAUUUGUACACCACAUGUUCCACAGAUUUUCCAAGAGAAUUUCGAUUAUCAAUACCUAAGAAGUGAUUUCUUACGCGGGGUCUUGACAUCUGACUUGCUAAGGAAGACCGUUUACACAUUCAUAAAUCAGGAGUAUUCCGCUAGAGUGGAGAGCUGGGGUACUUAUGAUGCAAUUUCCAAGGAUAUUUUAGCAAGAUGGUGCUAUCCAAUGGUCCCCGAUGUCAACAUAACUGAUACGUCGUACAGCUAUGAAUUCAAUAACAUCUACAAGGAAGAAAAAGUUUUACUUGCCCAAUCUUGUAAGAUUGGUACGUCUGUUGCCAUUGGAAGAAACUCCAAAGUGGGCGACGGAAGUAGCAUUAAGAAAUCAGUCAUUGGAAGAAAUUGCGCUAUUGGCAAAAAUGUGUCGAUAUUGAAUUCAUAUAUUUGGGACGAUUCAGUAAUAGAGGAUGGCGCAAUUAUAGAGUCCAGCAUUGUUGCAUCUUCAGGACACGUUAAAGAAUCCGCAAUACUUUCCAACAGCGUUAUAGGCUUUAACGUUACUGUUGAAUCAGGUGAAAUUGUAACCAACAACAAAAUCUCCAAGGACGAUGGAGUUGAAAUAGAGGGGAUGCUAUCACGUCUAAAGCUCCUUAAUCGCUCAGAUGAGUCAAUUACUUCAGUAACUAAGAAAAAGAAGCGUACACAUUCACGUACCAGAAGGUUUUCAUCCAACUCCAUGAUGUCUGAACCCGAAGAGGAUUUCAGCGUUGAAGGUGUGGCAACAGUUUGUCGAGCAAUUGAAAACAACCAUGAUAUUGACACUGCCCUAUUGGAAUUGAACACUUUGCGUAUGUCAAUGAAUGUCAACUAUCACGAUGUGCGAAGUGUCACCACAGAGGCAAUCUUGAUGAAAAUAGUUGAUUUUGUAGCCACUGAUACUUUGAAACCGCAAGAAGCAGCAACUAAAUUGUUUACCCACUGGGGGAAAAUGUAUCGCCGUCAAACAUUUACUGCAGAAGAGGAGGUUGAUUUAUUGGCCAUAUUGGAAGAGCAAAUUGCCGAUUUGGACCCUGAGUAUAAUCAAGUGGUGCUCUUCUGUGCGUUGAAAUCAUUGUAUGAUUUAGAAAUUGCUGAGGAAGACAAUAUACUCAAAUGGUGGAGUAAAGGCGAUAAAGAAGCUCAAAUCAGAGGAUUGGCUGGUAAAUUUAUCAACUGGUUAGAAGAAGCCGAGGAGGAUAGCGAAGAAGAGGAAGAAGAAGAAGAAGAAGAGGAGGAGGAGGAGGAUGAGGAUGAGUAG
This is a messenger RNA of Lodderomyces theae, 1914 nucleotides long. RefSeq names its product translation initiation factor eIF2B catalytic subunit epsilon (gene GCD6). The coding region runs from base 1 to 1914 and encodes 637 amino acids. NCBI's taxonomy places the organism in Eukaryota, Fungi, Ascomycota, Pichiomycetes, Serinales, Debaryomycetaceae. Gene Ontology annotation, molecular function: translation initiation factor activity; translation initiation factor binding; guanyl-nucleotide exchange factor activity. The record is from RefSeq and is a predicted model, not a curated record. The transcript has a single exon. Gene Ontology annotation, cellular component: eukaryotic translation initiation factor 2B complex. Gene Ontology annotation, biological process: biosynthetic process.